This is a messenger RNA of Caenorhabditis sp. 36 PRJEB53466, 771 nucleotides long. NCBI's taxonomy places the organism in Eukaryota, Metazoa, Nematoda, Chromadorea, Rhabditida, Rhabditidae. The record is from the annotation of a GenBank genome assembly.
AUGGCUCGUCCGUCUGUUGUUGCGGAUACAAUGGACUGCGAGCUCACGACCUCGACUUCGCACCGUCCGUCCCGUCCGGACUGUCCUGCCUCUGCUUGUUUGCUCUGGCUCUUGGAGCAGCCGCAGCUAGCUGCUCCCCACACCUGCUGCGGCGCGUCCAUUCUGGCCAAGAAAUGCAGUGAGCGAGAUGACCAGCGAGCCGAUAAUCGACGACUACGAAGGCCCAACGCCGUGGGAACAGCUGAUCCCCGUUUGUAUUCUGGCUGCCAUUCUGCUCGUGUUCCUGCUCGCCUGCCUCAAAGAAUGUCACUUCAAGUACAGUAGGAGAAAGGUGAGAGAACCAGUGAUUGUUUGCGAAAACAACCCACGCGCCGGAUCCGGUUUCUCAUCAUGAAAAACAGAGAAAAAGUGUUCUGCAAGGGUUCCUGAGAAUUUGAGAUUAAAUGUGAAAAAUAACAGAAAGUGAUAUCAUUGUCCGGUUGUGUGCAUAAUUCUCGCAAGAUUUGUGAACCCUGUGAUUGUUUUGUGCAGAGUCAUUCUCGGAAAUGACAUGUCACGAAUGGAUUUAAAAUUCACGGAGAUGAAAUGAAUUAUUAGCAUCUCUCGAUAUCGGUUCCGCUGAUUUCUCAUUCCCAAUUUUAAAAGUGCGUCGAACUUUUCUCUGAAUCAUUUCAGUCUCCUGAAAUGUCCCCGAAACGAGAAUUGGGUCCUCUUCCGAAGAUCACGGUGACGAACGGUCGGACCGGCGAAGAGCGAGUCAUACAGGAAUGA